Camelus dromedarius (Arabian camel) is the source of this 3119-nucleotide messenger RNA. RefSeq names its product calcium voltage-gated channel auxiliary subunit beta 3 (gene CACNB3). Gene Ontology annotation, biological process: calcium ion transmembrane transport. Gene Ontology annotation, molecular function: voltage-gated calcium channel activity; protein binding. The record is from RefSeq and is a predicted model, not a curated record. The transcript is spliced from 13 exons. The coding region runs from base 641 to 2065 and encodes 474 amino acids. Gene Ontology annotation, cellular component: voltage-gated calcium channel complex. Lineage: Eukaryota; Metazoa; Chordata; Mammalia; Artiodactyla; Camelidae.
CCCCAGUUCAGGACUUUGAAAAACGCCUCUGUGACGGGGCAGGCGUGUAGGGGGGCGCUCCAGGAAAGUGGGGAGAUGGGUUUUUCAUGCUAGAGGGUCCCCAUCGCCCCAGCCCUAGAGCAGGGGGCUUCGGGUGUGCAAAGAGGGGCUAGCGUAGCGGAAGAGCUCGGAGCAGGUGGCUCCACAGCCCAAGACAGAAGGGUAGAGGGAGGAGGGGCUCGAGGCUGAGGGCACAGAGGCUUUAGAGAGGCCUCCCUCAAUGCCCGGAGUUCCCAAGGGAGGAUUUGUGGGGUCUGAACACGACAGCUAUAGCGGAAGCUGGGGCUCUUGCAGAGGGAGCCAAUCCAGACCUCCUGUGCCUCAAGUAAAGGACAAAUUAGGGAGCCUGGAGAACAGCAGAAAAUCCGAUCCCAGCCUCUUCGGAGAGAAGGAUCAUAAAACUUGAGGACCUCCAUUAUCCCCUUCUGCUGUCCAUCUGAGUGUUGCCUUAUCUCCUCACCGUGUCUUUAGCCCGGCUUCUCCCCUAGGCUGAAAACUGGGCACCCUGCACAUGGGUGGGCCAGCUGACUGAGCCCCAUCCAUUCCACUCCUCCUGCUGAGGCAUCUUAAGAGCAGCAGGCAUCCUGAGCUCCUGCUCAGCAUGGAGGACCUGGAGGGUUCAGCUGACUCCUAUACCAGCCGCCCAUCUCUGGACUCAGACGUCUCCCUGGAGGAGGACCGGGAGAGUGCCCGGCGUGAAGUGGAGAGCCAGGCUCAGCAGCAGCUUGAAAGGGCCAAGCACAAACCCGUGGCAUUUGCUGUGAGGACCAAUGUCAGCUACUGUGGCGUACUGGACGAGGAGUGCCCAGUCCAGGGCUCUGGAGUCAACUUUGAGGCCAAAGACUUUCUUCACAUUAAAGAGAAGUACAGUAAUGACUGGUGGAUCGGGCGGCUGGUGAAAGAGGGUGGAGACAUCGCCUUCAUCCCCAGCCCCCAACGUCUGGAGAGCAUCCGGCUCAAGCAGGAGCAGAAGGCCAGGAGAUCUGGGAACCCCUCCAGCCUGAGUGACAUUGGCAACCGACGCUCCCCUCCUCCAUCUCUAGCCAAGCAGAAGCAAAAGCAGGCGGAACAUGUUCCCCCAUAUGAUGUGGUGCCCUCCAUGCGGCCUGUGGUGCUGGUGGGACCCUCUCUCAAAGGUUAUGAGGUCACAGACAUGAUGCAGAAGGCCCUCUUUGACUUCCUCAAACAUAGGUUUGAUGGCAGGAUCUCCAUCACCCGAGUCACAGCCGACCUCUCACUGGCAAAGAGAUCUGUGCUCAAUAAUCCUGGCAAGAGGACCAUCAUUGAGCGUUCCUCUGCCCGCUCCAGCAUUGCUGAAGUACAGAGUGAGAUCGAGCGCAUUUUCGAGCUGGCCAAAUCCCUGCAGCUAGUAGUGUUGGACGCUGACACCAUCAACCACCCAGCACAGCUGGCCAAGACCUCACUGGCCCCCAUCAUCGUCUUUGUCAAAGUAUCGUCACCGAAGGUACUCCAGCGUCUCAUCCGUUCCCGGGGGAAGUCACAGAUGAAGCACCUGACUGUACAGAUGAUGGCAUAUGAUAAACUUGUUCAGUGCCCACCAGAGUCAUUUGAUGUAAUUCUGGAUGAGAACCAGCUGGAGGAUGCCUGUGAGCACCUGGCUGAGUACCUGGAGGUUUACUGGCGGGCUACCCACCACCCAGCCCCCAGCCCUGGACUUCUGGGCCCUCCCAGUGCCAUACCUGGACUUCAGAACCAGCAGCUGCUAGGGGAGCGUGGUGAGGAGCACUCACCCCUUGAGCGGGACAGCUUGAUGCCCUCAGAUGAGGCCAGCGAGAGCUCCCGCCAAGCCUGGACAGGAUCUUCACAGCGUAGCUCCCGCCACCUGGAGGAGGACUAUGCAGAUGCCUACCAGGACCUGUACCAGCCUCACCGCCAGCACACCUCGGGGCUGCCUAGUGCAAAUGGACACGACCCCCAAGACCGGCUCCUCGCCCAGGACUCGGAGCACAACCACAGUGACCGGAACUGGCAGCGCAACCGGCCCUGGCCCAAGGAUAGCUACUGACAGCCUCCGGCUGCCCUACCCUGGCAGGCACAGGCACAGCUGGCUGGGGCGCCCGCUCCAGGCAGGUUGGAGUUAGACUGGCAUUAGGCUGGCACUAGGCUCAGCCCCUAAAACCCCCUGCCCGGCCCCAGCUCCAGGGCUGCCUGCAGUCUGGGAGAAGCAGUGACCCCCCCCAAGCCUCCCAUUCCAGGUACUAGCUGUGUGUGCUGCACCCCUGGCACCUUCCUCUCCUCCUGCACAAGAAGCUGCCCCACUGGGCAGUGCCCUCAGGCCAGGAUCCCCUUAGCAGGGGCCUUCCCACCAGACUCAGGGAAGGGAUGCCCCCUCAAAGUGACUAGAGGGUGGGGGUGUGGGCAGCACGGCCUGAGGAAGAAACAAGGUCCCUGAGCAGGUGUAAUCCUAACAGUCAAGAGACUCAGGGGUUGUGCUUUGGGGUCUGAGGGCCUCCACUCACCUCACUGCCACACAUUAGAAAUGAGACAAUCAAAGCCCAACAGGGUGGCACUCCCAUCCAUCAGCUGGGGUGGGGCAUCCACACAGGCUGGAGCACAGGCAGGCUAGGCUAGGGCCAAAGGCCUUACAGCUGAAGCUCUUGAAGGGAAGGGCUCUCCUCACCUGCCAGGAAGCUUCUUAACACCUGAAAGGACCAGGGACCAGGAACAGGGUCAAGCCAAAUGGCGGAAGGGAGCCAGCCUGGAUUGGGGGUUUGGGAAGGGAAGGCGUGUGUAGCGGAGAAUGUAUGGACAGCUUCGGGGGCCUCCUUGCCCCCCACAUUCUUUUGCUCUUGCAUCCUGUCAUUUCUGUUCUUGGCUCUCAUGCCUCCUGGGGAAUAUGGGCCUGACUUUAUUCCCUGAUCCAUAGCUGCUGCUUGUUAAGUUAGGGUUAGAUGGGGAGAGAUAGGAUCCCGGGGAGAGAUAGGAUCCCGUGGACAGCCCCCAGAGGCCCAUCUACCCGGCUACCCUUGACUUACGGCUCUAGUGUGUGACCUACAGAGCAUGCUCCCCAAGACCCUGCCCCACCUCACUGUCAUCACUAAUAAACACCAUCCACAGUC